Messenger RNA from Quercus robur (English oak), 1210 nucleotides. Its product is annotated as exocyst complex component SEC6-like. Lineage: Eukaryota; Viridiplantae; Streptophyta; Magnoliopsida; Fagales; Fagaceae. Gene Ontology annotation, cellular component: exocyst. Gene Ontology annotation, molecular function: SNARE binding. The record is from RefSeq and is a predicted model, not a curated record. The transcript is spliced from 10 exons. Gene Ontology annotation, biological process: exocytosis; exocyst localization. The coding region runs from base 13 to 942 and encodes 309 amino acids.
CUAAGAGCUUUGAUGAUGUUGUUGUUGUUGUUUUUUUUUUUUAAAUUUUCCCUGCAUGUUUGGACCUUGUGGUUUGUCUUGCUUCAGGUGAUGAUUGAUUUUCAAGCAGCUGAGAGGCAGAGACUUGAAGAACCUGCUUCUGAAAUUGGUCUGGAGCCUUUGUGUGCAAUGGUUAACAAUAAUCUGCGCUGCUAUGAUCUUGCAAUGGAGCUAAGUAAUAGCACCAUGGAAGCUCUUCCACAAAACUAUGCUGAACAGGUUAAUUUUGAAGACACCUGCAAGGGUUUCCUAGAGUUUGCAAAGGAAGCUGUUCAGCAAACAGUUAGUGUAAUAUUUGAAGAUCCAGGAGUGCAGGAGUUACUUGUAAACCUUUAUCAGAAAGAGUGGUGUGAAGGACAAGUUACGGAGUCCCUGGUUGCAACAUUUGGUGAUUAUUUUACAGAUGUGAAAACGUACAUUGAAGAAAGAUCAUUUAGGAGAUUCGUUGAAGCUUGCCUGGAGGAAACAGUGAUUGUUUACGUUGAUCAUCUUUUAAUACAGAGAAACUAUAUCAAGGAAGAUACUAUAGAACGGAUGAGGCUGGAUGAAGAAGUUCUUAUGGACUUUUUUAGGGAAUAUUUGACUGUUUCUAAAGUUGAAAACAGAGUCAGGAUAAUGAGUGAUUUAAGAGAACUUGCUUCAGCAGAGAGCCUGGAUACCUUCACGCUCAUUUACACAAAUAUUCUUGAACAUCAACCUGACUGCCCGCCUGAGGUUGUUGAGAAACUUGUUGGUCUACGGGAAGGCAUACCGAGGAAGGAUGCAAAGGAGGUAGUACAAGAGUGCAAAGAGAUUUACGAGAAUUCUUUUGUUGAUGGAAACCCCCCUAAGGCAGGAUUUGUUUUCCCAAAAGUGAAGUGCUUAUCAGCUUCCAAGGGAUAUCUAUGGCGAAAGCUGACUUAGUAAUGCAAUUUUGAUACCCGUAACCUGUGUUUGGAUCGGGAAGACUAUACUGUUGCUGUAUAGACACGUAAUCUCUUUUUGAUGGAAAGGUCACAUUUGUAUUGAUUGCUUCUAUAAAUAGUGAAUAUUGCUUCUAUAAAUAGUGAAUAGUCUUUGGAUCAGAAAGACAAUGCUGUUUGUUGUAUAGAGCUGUAAAUCUUAUUCUUUUAUCGAAAGGUGAUAUUUGUAUUAUUUUUAAUUUUAUUAAUAGUGAAGAGUCUUUUCUGUC